UAUACAAGCAAGACACGGUGCGUUCCAUAGAAAGUAUGCGCAACUAUAGUCAGUAAUACUGACUCGGUAUUAUUAUACCAAACUACAUCACUUAACUUAAGCACGGUAAAUUGAUAAAUCGGAGUCGACAGUUAGUAGCAUUUGUAUUGGUUCGAGCGCGCUGUUAAAACAAAAAGUGAAAAUCAUGAGAGCAAAACAAAAGAAAUGCGAUUUGGAAUUGAAAGUGACAAAGAACCGCAGCACACAAAGACGUAAAGAAAUGUUGGACUAUGAGGAGGAAUCCUCGUCUUCGGGGGGCGAAUUAACCCCCAAGAAAAAUGGAAAAACGACCAAUAGUGUGCAGCAAAGCCCAUCUCUACUGUCAUCUCUAAGAAGUGUUCUAAUUGUACUUAGCACUGCUUUAAUUUGCUUUGCGGCCGCAAGAAAUUCCAUCACAUGGCAUUGCCAGCGAUUCUGGGGAGCGUCCGGGGAUUUUUGGCAGGCACAGUGGGACAAAUUCUUGAACACUGUCGGAGAAGAUCCGUUUUAUUUGUGGGUUUACGGUACGAACGCUUUAAAUUUUAUAGUUUACUGGUCGUUUGGCGGUAUAUACACGUUCUUGGACAUAACCAACAAACCUGCAGCUCUGCGACGUUACAAAAUCCAACCUGGCACCAAUGAACCCGUGGAAAAUCGCAAGCUGUUAAAAGUUCUUUGGCAAGUUUUAUUGAAUCAAACGGUGGUUGGUUUGCCGUGCGCUUUUUUCAUGUAUUGGUUGUCACAGUGGAGAGGGCACCCACCUGUAAGAGAGCUGCCCACCUUCCACUGGGUGUUAUAUGAAUUGGCUGUACAUAUUUUAGUGGAGGAAGCGGCUUUUUAUUAUUCUCACAGAUUGCUUCACAGCAAACACCUGUACAAAUACAUCCACAAGCAGCACCACGAGUGGACCGCCCCCAUCGCCGUCACCGCCAUCUAUUGCCAUCCGAUCGAGCACAUCUUCUCGAACUUGUUCCCGCCCUUUUUGGGCGUGUUCAUAAUGGGCUCGCACAUCGCCACGGCCUGGCUCUGGUUCACCCUGGCCAUCUUGUCCACCCUUAACGCGCACUCCGGCUACCAUCUGCCCUUUUUCCCCUCGCCAGAGGCGCACGACUUCCACCACCUCAAGUUUACCAAUUGCUUUGGGGUUUUGGGUGUGCUGGACAGACUGCACGGAACAGACAGUAACUUUAGACAGACACGUGCGUACAUCAGACACAUCAUGAUGUUGAGUUUUAUUCCGCCAAGGGAAGCGUUCCCGGAACAAUUAAACUUUUGCAAACACAAAAUGGGUAAAACCAACUAA
Molecule: messenger RNA, 1321 nt
Organism: Brassicogethes aeneus
Lineage: Eukaryota; Metazoa; Arthropoda; Insecta; Coleoptera; Nitidulidae
Source: the annotation of a GenBank genome assembly